AUGUGCUCUCCUGUGUUCUCUGUGCUCUCCUGUGCUCUCCUGUGCUCUCCUGUGCUCUCCUGUGUUCUCUGUGUUCUCCUGUACUCUCCCGUGCUCUCCCGUGCUCUCCUGUGCUCUCUGUGCUCUCCCGUGCUCUCCUGUGCUCUCUGUGCUCUCCUGUGCUCUCCCGUGCUCUCCUGUGCUCUCUGUGCUCUCCUGUGCUCUCCUGUGCUCUCCUGCGCUCUCCUGUGCUCUCCUGCACUCUCCUGCGCUCUCCUGUGUUCUCCUGUGCUCUGCUGUGUUCUCCUGUGCUCUCCCGUGCUCUCCUGUGCUCUCCCGUGCUCUCCUGUGCUCUCCUGCGCUCUCCUGCGCUCUCCUGUGUUCUCCUGUUCUCCCGUGCUCUCCUGUGCUCUCCUGUGUUCUCCUGUGCUCUCCUGUGUUCUCCUGUGUUCUCCUGCCAAGGCUCAGGCCCCACGCUCCCACACUCCAGAGACAUGA
Dipodomys ordii (Ord's kangaroo rat) is the source of this 477-nucleotide messenger RNA. Its product is annotated as keratin-associated protein 16-1-like. The coding region runs from base 1 to 477 and encodes 158 amino acids. The transcript has 3 exons. The record is from RefSeq and is a predicted model, not a curated record. NCBI's taxonomy places the organism in Eukaryota, Metazoa, Chordata, Mammalia, Rodentia, Heteromyidae.